Macrobrachium nipponense is the source of this 1366-nucleotide messenger RNA. RefSeq lists its product as uncharacterized. Bases 1 to 1200 code for a protein of 399 amino acids. The transcript has 6 exons. The record is from RefSeq and is a predicted model, not a curated record. Gene Ontology annotation, cellular component: nucleus. Gene Ontology annotation, molecular function: DNA-binding transcription factor activity, RNA polymerase II-specific; sequence-specific DNA binding. Gene Ontology annotation, biological process: cell differentiation; regulation of transcription by RNA polymerase II. NCBI's taxonomy places the organism in Eukaryota, Metazoa, Arthropoda, Malacostraca, Decapoda, Palaemonidae.
AUGCCAAAACAGUUAGACUUUGGGACAUCAAAUGAUGGAAAUACAGCUAGAAGAUUUUUUCAGCUUGCUGAAACAUCAAGUGAAAUUCUUGGAAUUAAGAUAGAAUUGCUGAAGAAUUUGCACAUCAUCUUGUGUACUUUAUCAUCUGGGUUUGAUAUAAAUGUCACAGCAUUCAAAUCCUUCUGCAUCAAUACCGCUAAAAUUUACGUGGAAGAGUACAAUUAUCCCAUUCUGGCCCACUGUGAGCUUUGGGGAGAAAAUGUGAAGCUGCUUGACUUAGAUUAUGCUGAUGACACAGCUUUCAUCUGCGAGGGACCAGAAAAGAUGCAGAGAACGCUGGAUUGCCUCGUGAGUGAAGGUCGAAAGGUUGGUUUGGUUCUUGAUAGUGGAAAAACUGAAAUCGUGAAUAUGAUGAACAUUGAAAGUGCGCAGGAUUGUCUGAUUGAAGAAGUGGUUGUAGAGCAAGUGGAUAAGUUUACGUAUUUAGAUCUGGAAAGAUACCAAACUAUCGGGGACACAGGAGAUACGUAUGGGCAUUACGGCGCCACCCUUGGAGCGAGCACUCUCGAUGCCCCGUACACCACCAAUGAAUCCCUAGAUGGAACCUGGGCCCCGCAUUACUCACUGGACCCAAACACCUCGGCAGUCCAGGACUGUUUCGAAGACCCUGCAUUGGAAAGCGUCCUCCGACAUCUGGGUGAGAGGGGAGGGGGAAUAGGAGAGUCGCCCUACGAUGUUCCAGGCGGUCUGUUGUUCCUCGAGGAGCCUGCUUUGCCAGCUACAGACGACCAACUGGAAUCUGCUGGACCAACGGCCACAGUCGAUUCCCAACAGAUUUCAGCCAGCGAUGUCUUAGUCAAGAUGAAUGCAUCCCGUAAGCACAGAGUUCGAGGCCCCAAGAACUGGGAGUUCCUGAUGCGUCUGCUGGUGCACCCCACGGCCAACCCGGCCAUCAUCGGGUGGGAGGACGAAGAGGAGGGUAUAUUCAGGCUCAGAAACCCGAAGGUCAUAGCUCAGCUCUGGGCAUCGAGGAACGAGAACUCGAAUGACUUGUCCUACAAUAACUUCGCCAGAGGACUGAGGCACCAUUACAAAAAAGGAAUCCUGAUUCCAAUUCCCGAGAGGCAGCUCGUGUACAAGUGCGGACAGAAGGCUUUGGACUACUUGAAUCAAAUCAGAUGUUCUCAAGUUCCCGCGUGACGGAUGACACACCUUAUCGUUAUUUAGAUUUUGUAAAUAAUGACAAAUGGUAUGACGCUUAUAUUAUAUAAUUUAUAAUCGUUCAAAUGAAAGCACAAAAACGCUUAUACAUUUAAACUGACGACUUAUCGACCUAAGAAAACACAAGUGUACCUGAUUGGUAUGA